Messenger RNA from Mytilus californianus (California mussel), 1926 nucleotides. RefSeq names its product cytochrome P450 2C15-like. Gene Ontology annotation, biological process: xenobiotic metabolic process. The transcript has 4 exons. Gene Ontology annotation, cellular component: cytoplasm; intracellular membrane-bounded organelle. Gene Ontology annotation, molecular function: iron ion binding; heme binding; oxidoreductase activity, acting on paired donors, with incorporation or reduction of molecular oxygen, reduced flavin or flavoprotein as one donor, and incorporation of one atom of oxygen. The record is from RefSeq and is a predicted model, not a curated record. Lineage: Eukaryota; Metazoa; Mollusca; Bivalvia; Mytilida; Mytilidae. The coding region runs from base 48 to 1520 and encodes 490 amino acids.
CUGAAUAUUCUUCAUACACUUGUCAUUUUGAUAAAGGCUUGACGAAGAUGCAGGUUAUUUUUAAUUUAUUUUGCAAUUCAGGUUUUUCAAUUGCACUUAUCGUAGUUACUAUAACAUUGUUUCUGCUAAAAUCACGCCGCCCACAUGGCUCGCCACCAGGACCUAGAAUGUUGCCAGUUUUGGGAAAUUUAACAAUUCUGUUGCAGGGUAAUUUAAUUGAAAUUAGUGAGAAGCUGAAGACUACAUAUGGAAAUAUAUUUAGUUUAUCCCUUGGAGGAAAAUGGGUUGUAUUUAUAAAUGGAAAUGAACAUCUCCGUGAAGUUUUUGUAAAACAUGCUGAAUUCUUUUCUGACAGGCCAAACGUUUUCUUCAUUAAUAAGAUUCUAGAGAGUAAAGGUGUAACGGCACAAAAUGGCCAUGCGUGGAAGACUCACAGAACAUUUAUGGUUACAGCUUUACGAAAGUUAGGAUUUGGGAAAAAAAGUAUGGAAUCAAAGGUUUUAGAAGAAUCUCAACAUUUUCUAAGCGUGCUUAGUGAUUCAAAUGGAGAUCCAAUCAACGUUGCUGAUCCGAUUUACGUAGCAGUCUCAAAUAUUAUUUGUUCCGUUGCUUUAGGUAGAAGAUUUGAUUACAAAGACGCGGAAUUUAAAAAGUUGAUAAACGUGGUUAACGAGUUAUUAUCCAAUCAGAACAUUCCUGCUAUCAAUCUACUUCCCAUUCUUCAAUAUCUUCCAGGCGAUAUAUUUGGGGCAAAGCGCAUUUUACAACAAACUCGUAUGUUAAAAAAAGAGUUUAAACGAUAUAUAGCUGAGCAUAGAGAUACCAUUGACCCUGGGAACAGUAGGGACUUCAUAGAUGAAUAUAUCAUAGAACAGAAAAGAAAUGCAGGUUUGACAGAUGAUGAUUUCCCAACAGCUGUGUUUGAGUUGUUUGCUGCGGGCACAGAUUCUGUAUCAAACACAAUAACAUGGUCAGUAUUAUAUCUUUUGAAAAACCCGGAUAUUCAAAAUCGGAUGAGAGACGAGUUGCUUUGUGCCAUUCCUACUGAUAGACUGCCAACAAUGGGGGAUAAGCUAAAUUUACCCUUCUGUGAAGCUGUAAUUGCUGAAACACAGAGAGUUGCAAAUAUUUUUCCUUUUGCACUUCCACACGCAGCUACAGAAGACGUGAUGAUUGGCCAAUUCAAAAUUUUUAAAGGAUCUUACGUUAUACCAAAUUUGUCUUCAGUAGUACAUGAUGAAGAUCUAUUUGCAGACCAUCUUAAAUUUGACCCGUUGCGAUUUAUAGACAAAAAAGGAAAGUUUUACGGUCAGGAAAGAUUUAUUCCAUUUUCACUUGGAAAACGAUCGUGUCUGGGUGAAUCCCUCGCCAGAAUGGAAUUGUUUCUUUUCAUCACUGCAAUGGUGAAGAAGUUUCAUAUUCUACCAGAGGAAGAAGGUACAUUCCCAUCAUCACAGGGACAGUUAGGAAUUGCAUAUGUACCAAAUCCGUUUAAAGUUCGUUUUGUUGAGAGGAAUUAAAGAAAAUCAUAAAAUUCAACUUAAAUUAUUAAUUCAUAAACAGACAGCUUAUUCAAUAUAUUUUUUUGUAAAUGUAUCUAUAUGUGUACAUUAGAAUAUAAAUAUUAUUCAGAUACUUAAACAGCAAACAAUCUAUAUUUUCAUUUCAACAUAUGGUCAUUCUGAACAUUGCUUGUACAUGCAGCUUGAACAAACUUCUAGAUCAAGCAAUUGUCACUCACAUGUACUCAGGUUAACAAUAGAAAUUACGAAAUCAUACUUUGAUCAAACAAAUGACUGUUUGUUACACUUUAAGUUUUCUUCAUAUCGAACAGUUAUUGGCCACUGCAAUUAUAAAAAACAGUUCAAUGCAAUUAUUUUUAACUUUGAAAUAUAUUGAACUGAAAAAUUAAAUUAUUUUCUUACA